AUGACGCCUCAGCAAAGGGCGACGUGGUCGAUGCCCAUCGACUUGACCGCCUCGACCGGAUCUUCCCCGCUCUCAUCGAACCACAACUCCGAUCACCAACAACAGGGUGACCACCUUCAAAACACGCCCUCUCCGGUGCAAUCGAGUGCCAGCCCUCACUCCCAACAUUCCGAGCCCUCGCCCUUCCAGGCCACCAGCCCGCUGACCGACUGGGCACUUCAGCAACAGCAGCAGCAACUGGCCCCGAGCGAUUUCACCCAGUUCAUCCAAGAUCCAAACUUUCUCACCUUUCCAGCCAUUCCGCCCAACUUCCAACCUAGCCCCCUGGACUACCUGCCGACAACGCAGGCCUCGCUUCACGCUGGCCUUCCUUUAGAAUCUCCGUUCCCAGGUCUCCCUUCGGUUGAGGAUGCGGCGGCUCAGACAAUGCACUGGGGCGGGAUAGGGAUUCAGGACGGUUGGCAGGAGUUCGCCGCCACGCUUCCUCUCGACGGGCUUCAUCAUCGCAUCGACAGUAUCGGCAGUAACUCUCCCACGGGCACCUUUCUCUCGCUUGGCUCCAGCCCCGAAGGCUGGGCUCUGGUGGACUUUGGACCUUUCGAUCAACUUGGCCAGACCACGAAUCCCGCCAUCUUCAACCCGAGCCAGACGCUACACCUCCGCACUAACUCCGACUCGUCCGAUGGCGCCGGCUCAAUGGAAUUUGGAAGUUUCGAAGAAGUCGCCCCAUUCCCGUAUUCUCCCUUCUCUCCCGACUCGGAUGGUUAUGUCGACACCUCAUCCCAUCGCAACUGCUUCCCUAACGAGAUGCAUAUUGCCCAUCAUACGCACGACGUUCCGCUCCAGCCCAUCAAGCGGCUCCGGAUCCACCUCGCCUCCUGCCACGAACAGCCGCAGAAACUCGGGCCCCGCAAGAGCCCCAUUGCCAAGGCGACGAAGCCGGUCAUCCGCCGCUCCUCAACCGGCAAGAAGGAUGGAACCGGGGAGAAGAAGGUCGGCCGUCGCCGGGGUCCUUUGCUUCCUGAACAGCGAAAGCAGGCCAGUGAGAUCAGGAAACUCCGUGCCUGUCUUCGUUGCAAAUUCCUUAAGAAGACGUGUGACAAGGGCGAGCCUUGCGCCGGCUGCCAACCCUCUCAUGCCCGUUUGUGGCAGGUCCCGUGCACUCGUAUCGACAUCAAGGAUAUCGGCUACUUCAUGAAGGAUUGGAAGGCUGACUAUGAGCGUCAUCUUAUGCGCGGCGUGUCGGUAUUCAACGUCAAGGGCUUCUCUCAGAAGGAGACGACCAUGUGGAUCACACACGGCUAUGGCUUUGCACUCCCCGUCUCUGUUCGUGAAGUCUACGUCACGGAUCAGAGCUGCUUCCAGCUUGAUUGGGUUGAAUCCUGCCAUGAGCAAGAGCCUAUCAACUUUGAAAUCCCCACCGAACAGCUUGAUGUUGGCGUGGAAGGGAUAUCCGUCAAGGCACUCUCUGAGUACCUGGACCAGCAUAUUGAUGGACCUUUUGAGGAAUUCAUCGCCGAUCACUUUGAGGGCACUCCGUUCGUGACUGAGAUCCUGGCCACGGCUCACCGCUAUUACGUCAAGGAAAAGUCUCCCGUCAUCCGAAAGGCCCUCAAGCUGGUCCUUGCCUAUAACCUUACCCUCCACAUCACUCUUGUUGAGAACCAGGGGUCCGAGGUUCAGCUCGAAGGCCAGAUUGACGAUGAGGAGUCAAAGUUUUACGGAAGGGUCGUCGCUCCUGUUAUGGUCAAUUUCCAGAUCAAGUGCGCCAUGGCCGACAUGUGGCGAGAACUCCAGAAGGACAUCCUGGAAGAACUUUCCGCGCUGUACUCCAGCGUCUACAGCGGCGAGAGACUCAAGAACUGGCCUACCAUUUUCAUGCUGGCGUCUAUCCUCUUGGCCGUCUGGGAGGAGAUGCAGUUCGACUGCCACUACCGCGUGCCAGACCCGGCGGCGGUCAGCAAGUUCUGCACCGACAUGGAAACUACUCCCGUUGGUGUCAUUAUUGGCCUCUUCCACGCCAUCUCCCAGAAGCUCCCUAAUUUCAUCGACUGGGAUACUGAGAAGCACGGCCACAUCCUUAACAACAACGUGGCCGUUUGCGAGGCCAUGACGGAAGUGCGGCAACAUGUCAUUAAGCAUGAGUCGUAUCUCAGGACCCGGCCCGAAUCCAAGUUUGAUCCAUCCGAUUUUGACUCAUUGUCAAACAAGUUCCUGUCCAAACUUGUGAUUCGCGCCAACUAA
Messenger RNA from Parascedosporium putredinis, 2244 nucleotides. Lineage: Eukaryota; Fungi; Ascomycota; Sordariomycetes; Microascales; Microascaceae. The record is from the annotation of a GenBank genome assembly.